Messenger RNA from Cryptococcus wingfieldii CBS 7118, 2607 nucleotides. RefSeq lists its product as hypothetical. The record is from RefSeq and is a predicted model, not a curated record. Gene Ontology annotation, biological process: regulation of DNA-templated transcription. Lineage: Eukaryota; Fungi; Basidiomycota; Tremellomycetes; Tremellales; Cryptococcaceae. Gene Ontology annotation, cellular component: nucleus. Gene Ontology annotation, molecular function: transcription cis-regulatory region binding; DNA-binding transcription factor activity, RNA polymerase II-specific. The coding region runs from base 1 to 2607 and encodes 868 amino acids. The transcript is spliced from 9 exons.
AUGAGCUCAGCAUCCUCCACAUCCCCCAUCAUCCUCGUCACAGCGGGGGGCUUCCGCUUCCUCGCUGUUCUCCAGACCGCCCUCGCGCCAAAGACCACCUCACUCUUCCUGGAUCUCCUUCCCUAUACCGCCUCCCUCAUCCACGUCCGAUGGUCGGGUGAAGGUGUUUGGAUUCCCCUGGGAUACACUUCGAUGGACAUCUCCAAGCUUCCCAACGAGAACCAUACCUCCCAUCCCGCGCCAGGGGAGUUUAUUCUCUAUCCCGGCGGCAUCAGCGAGGGAGAGUUCCUACUGGCUUAUGGGGGCGUGACUUUUGCGAGCAAGAUGGGGCAGUUGACUGGAAACCAGUUCCUGACUAUCGUCAGAGGAAAUGAGAAUCUGAGGGCAUUGGGAGAAAAGACCUUGUGGGAUGGGAAGCAGGAAGUUCGAUUUGAGAUUGCAGAUGAAAGCACUGUCGCAGCAGGAAGCAACGUUGCCUCCCUCAAGCAGACGAAACGCAGGCUCCUUGCCAGCGAUGCAGCCAGCUUGGCGCUUCAUAUGGCUGAAAUUGUUGUGGAUCUACAAAAGAGACUACUGGUUGUCGAAGAGAGGGUGCGCAGCCUGCAAACAGGGGGCGCCCCGACGAAUGACGGGAUUGGUCUCGUUGCGAAUGUGAGGGUAUCCCAAGAACCGCAUCUUGAACCAGAUAGGAUGGUGGUCCAACAUGCUAGCACAUCUGGCCCAUCCAUAUCACCGGCCCAACCAUCGACUCUGCACUCUCACAAUUCGCACGCCAUUAGCCCCUCCUACUCAUCUCAUCAUCGCGACACCGAUCCUAUAUCCUCUCCACAUCAUGACGGACAGCCAGCCGUGUCGAUGUCUACCAUUCAGCUCGGGGCUCCGAUAGCUACCCUCCGUUCGUUGGGGGCUCUUCCCGCCAAUGGGUCAGAGUCGAUGUUGGACCCUAUAGCGCAGAGCGUGCUGUCAGUAUUGGAUGCUCAGCGGGCUAUCAAGAUCUUCUUUGAUCAUUGUCAUUCUUUUGGCCCGGUACUAGAUAAAGUUUCGGUCAACGACGGGAUGCGUCUACAGCAUCAGAAUCCUCCGUUGUUCUUGACGAUAUGCACAAUCGGUGCCCGUUACUGGGAUAGUGGAAUAUCAAAGGCCCAAGGCCCACUGAGAGAACGCGGCCUCCACCCAUCUUUCCUUGAGCUUACAACCCUCCUCGAUAUUACCAUCUCCCAACUCAUUCUCCGCCCAACGCCCUCUGACGUGACACUUGACUCAAUCAGAGCGCUCUUGUUGUACGCUCAGUGGAUGCCUCCCUCCCGCGAGCAUCUGUUUAGAGCUACAAAAAGGUCUUCUGAAGGGACUGAGAACCAAAGAGCACCUCGGAGUCGGUACAACGACAUCUCCGCUUGGGCCGUACUAGGCCUCGCCCAGCGGUAUGCUCUCUUCCUCGGACUGGACCGCCUAUCCGUUCUUCCUUUCCAAGACCCCCAUACUGAGAGUAUCACACCGACAGACAUGGCACGUCUUCGAAUCUGGCACAAUCUCAUCACAUGCGAUUGUAAUCUCAUGCUCACUUCUGGCCUUCCUGCCUCUCUCGAUCCAUCAUCGGCUGUCCGAGUGGGUCGGACGUUCAGCGAGCAACAGCUCGCUCAGCUGCCGGAGGACAAAAGGGUGACUGCGUUGGUGGAACUUGUGGGAAUUACGCAUAGGGCGAUGAUGGGUCGAGAGUGGGAUCUUAGCGGAAGGCCGUUGGAUCUGGUGUCGCUGAAGAAGAUCAACGUAGAGUUUGAUGAUUGGCACAAUAUAUGGGUCCACCGACUCAAAGAUACGCCACAUCAGCACAACGCCUUGCCUUUCACCUCCGUCCGGUGGUAUCGCCUGUCUCUCAACUCUGCAUCCUUGGGUCCGCUGUUGUCUCCUUCACCGCCCCCAUCGCCUGACCCCUCAGCCCAUUCUCCAUUCCUCCAACCUCUCGAGAUAUCACUCACCGCCGCCUCUCAGAUCCUCCUUGCCCUCUCUCACAUCACCCCCGCAUACAUAUGGAGCCUGGCAUCUCAAGAUGUCAACACUUUCCCGGUGGGGCCUUUUGAGAUGAAUGUUGAAGCUGUGGAGAGGUUGAGCUAUGCUGUGGACUAUACGUGGAUUUCGCUAGCUUUCUCUGUGGUGUUUCUGGUUCUUUGUCGAGUGAGAGGAGUCAUCAAUGACGAUCUUUCGAUCACACUUGCAGAGUCCCCGAUUGACAAGCUUGCGUACCCCAUCGUUCACCCAUCAUCCAUCCUCUACCGUCUCGUUUACCUCGCGCAUCAAAUCUUCCUCGGCCUCUGCCAAACUUCCCCUAUCCACCCGGCCCAUGAUUACGAGCCAAUAGUGAGCAACGCAGCCGCUCUCGUCAUUCCACCGCUCGACCCGCAACAGGGCGCUAUGGGAGCAGGUACCCUGGCAGGGAUGGAAGAUGGACAAGGAGGAGACCAGGGUAAUCUGCAGGGGCUGUUCGAUCUGCUCAGUAGCUCGGGGAUGGACUGGCCUGGUUAUUUGUUUGGGGGUGAUGGAGGCGAGCAGGGGUGGAGUGGAGAGGUGGAUGGUGUGAAUAAUGAAGGGGGAAAUGGCGUUUGGACAUGA